GCUCGUGAAACCUUUAAAUCCUUUGCUUCGUUCAUCUCCAAGGGACUCAAGCCUCAUCAUGGUGUCAAUGGGACGACAGAUGCUGGGCUUUGCCCUGGCAAUCAUUGGCUUCGUGGGGACCAUCGUCACUUGUGCCUUGCCUAUGUGGAGGGUCAGCGCCUUCAUUGGAGCCAACAUUGUGACGGCGCAGAUUAUCUGGGAAGGUUUAUGGAUGAGCUGUGUCAUGCAGAGCACUGGCCAGAUGCAGUGCAAAAUCUAUGAUUCUCUGCUGGCUCUUUCUCCAGAUCUCCAGGCUGCCAGAGCUCUUGUGGUCAUUGCUAUCUUGGUUUCUUUUAUGGGGGUUAUCGUCGGCAUUAUUGGAGGAAAGUGCACCAACUUUGUGGAGGAACCAAGAGCCAAAGCCAAAGUGGCCAUUGCUGCUGGAGCUAUCUUCAUCUGUGCUGGUGUGCUUGUUCUCAUCCCUGUAUGCUGGUCUGCCAACUCCAUCAUCCAAGAUUUCUACAACCCUACCCUGAUAAGUGCCCAGAGGAGAGAGAUUGGGGCUGCACUCUACAUUGGCUGGGGCACAGCUGCACUUCUAAUCCUGGGUGGUGCCCUCCUCUGCAGCUCCUGCCCACCCAGAGAGAGCCCAGAGUAUCCAGUGAAGUAUGGCGGUCCCAGGUCCACAGCCACCAGCCGAGCCUAUGUCUGAAAUUCUACUGAGAAGGACUAUAAAUUAUUUUAAUUUUCUUCAGUAACACUCCUUCAUUCUGAUUGUCUAAUUAUACCACAAUUUGUAUGUCACUUUCUGUGUUAAGGUAACAAACUAUUCUGACUUUCUGUGAAAUUCAGAAUUCUUUGGUAGACACAUGAGGGUUGUGUUUCUUAGACAUCAAAAGUCCAAAGAUGUGUGAAUCACAGAGCUUCCAGCACGCCCCAAAUCUGGACUGAAUGAAACUAUUUUAUACUGAGCUUGUAUCAAACCUAACUAUCCUCUGAAGUCUUGUGGGAAAUCAAACCUGUGCUUGAACGAUGCUAUGCAAGUAAAUGUGUAUUGUACUACAGUUAUAUUAUGAAUUUGUUGUAAACAAUAUUUAGAAAUAUCUCUAUUCAGCUGCAAUAUGAAAGUACUGCUUUUGUUUACUGAGCUGAUUUGUAA
This is a messenger RNA of Maylandia zebra (zebra mbuna), 1138 nucleotides long. It is a transcript of the gene cldne, whose product is annotated as claudin e. Lineage: Eukaryota; Metazoa; Chordata; Actinopteri; Cichliformes; Cichlidae. Gene Ontology annotation, molecular function: structural molecule activity. The record is from RefSeq and is a predicted model, not a curated record. Gene Ontology annotation, cellular component: membrane; bicellular tight junction.